AAAUGAAAUAACACCAAAACAAGCUGAGGUGUAGUGUGUACAAAAGUAAUCAAACUUCAAUAUUUUUUUUCCUAGAAUAAACAGAUAUUAUGGCUGGAACUGGAUUUGAUCAAUCAGAAGUAUAUUUUACCGAUCCAUUCGGAUCAGAAGAUACAGGAGCUGACCCUAAUGCCAAUGUAGCUGAAGUUAAAAAACAAUUUAGAGAUUUUAUUAGGGAAUUUCAUGAAACUAAUUUUGUCUUUCCUUACAGAGAUCAGUUGAAGAGAAAUUAUAAUCUUGGACAGUAUUGUCUUGAUGUCAGCUUGGAUGAUUUAAGAAGUUAUGAUGAGCACCUUGCUGAAAAAAUUCUCAAAAGUCCAACAGAAUAUGUUCCUGUUUUUGAAGAAGCUGCACGUGAAAUGGCUGAUGAAGUAACAAAACCAAGACCAAUUGGUGAGGAGGAUGUGGAAGAUAUUCAAGUAACAUUUAGAUCAGAAGCAAAUUCUAUGGGAUUAAGAGAUCUAAAGUCUGAGCAUGUCUCGAAGCUGGUAAAGAUUCCUGGUAUUAUUGUUAGUGCGUCUGCAAUACGAGUGAAAGCAACUCGAAUAACAAUUCAGUGCAGAGGAUGCAAAAAUACAAUUCCAAAUAUUGGUUUAAAACCUGGCUUGGAAGGUUAUGCAAUGCCUCGUUCUUGCCCAUCUGAUCAGACAUCCAAACCAGCACCUUGUCCUCUAGAUCCAUUCUUCAUUUUGCCUGACAAAUGCCGAUGUGUAGAUUAUCAGGUUUUGAAACUUCAAGAAUCACCAGAUGCUGUACCCAAUGGAGAGAUGCCGCGUCAUUUGCAACUAUAUUGCGACAGAUAUUUGACAGAACAAGUUGUACCUGGGAAUAGAGUGACUAUAACUGGAAUAUUCUCCAUAAAGAAAACUGGACCAACAAAAAAAAGAGGAAAUGAUGAGGCUGGUGUUGGCAUUAGGAAACCAUAUAUCCGUGUUGUUGGAAUUCAUAUUGAAACAGCUGGGCCUGGUCGAAGUUCUGGAAGCAUUAACUUCACAGCUGAAGAUGAAGAAGACUUCAGAAAACUCGCUUCCCAAGCAGAUGUUUUUGAUGUUAUAUCCAGAAGUAUUGCUCCUUCCAUUUAUGGCAGUGAAGAUGUAAAGAAAGCUAUUGCUUGUUUGUUGUUUGGCGGCUCUAGAAAAAGAUUACCUGAUGGCCUCACUCGCCGUGGUGAUAUAAAUGUUCUUUUACUUGGUGAUCCUGGUACUGCGAAAAGUCAACUGUUAAAGUUUGUGGAGAAGGUUUCACCGAUUGGUGUGUAUACUUCUGGCAAAGGAAGUAGUGCUGCUGGUCUUACUGCAUCUGUAACACGAGAUCCUGUAUCUAGAAAUUUUAUUAUGGAGGGUGGGGCCAUGGUUCUUGCUGACGGUGGUGUUGUAUGUAUAGAUGAAUUUGACAAGAUGAGGCAAGACGAUCGAGUUGCUAUUCAUGAAGCCAUGGAACAACAGACUAUUUCAAUCGCAAAGGCUGGCAUUACAACAACUUUGAAUUCAAGAUGUUCAGUACUGGCAGCUGCAAAUUCUGUAUUUGGAAGAUGGGAUGAUACAAAGGGAGAAGAAAAUAUCGACUUCAUGCCAACAAUUUUAUCUCGUUUUGAUACGAUCUUCAUUAUUAAAGAUGAGCACGAUCAACAGAAAGAUAUGCGUCUUGCCAAGCAUGUUAUGCAAGUCCAUUUAAAUGCAGCACAAGCAAACGAAGGUGUUGAAGGAGAUUUGAGUCUGAUGUUUUUGAAGAAAUACAUCGACUAUUGCAGAAGGAAGUGUGGACCAAGAUUAUCUGAAGGAGCUGCUGAGAAACUAAAAAAUCAAUAUGUUUUGAUGCGAAGUGGUGCGCGACACCAGGAACAAGAAACAAGCAAAAGAAGUUCUAUACCUAUCACUGUCAGACAAUUGGAAGCUAUUGUUCGAAUAUCUGAAUCGCUUGCUAAGAUGAGAUUACAGCCUUUUGCCACGGAGACUGACGUUGACGAGGCAUUGCGUUUGUUUCAAGUAUCGACUCUUGAUGCUGCAAUGUCCGGUGGCUUGUCCGGUGCAGAAGGAUUUACACCGGAAGAAGAGCUUGCUGAAGUCAGGAGAGUGGAAGCUGCAUUAAAAAAGCGAUUUGCUAUUGGUUCACAGGUCUCUGAACAAAGAAUUAUUAGUGACUUCGUCAGACAGAAAUAUAGUGAGAAGGCGAUUUCUACCGUCAUACACAUCAUGUUGCGACGAGGAGAGAUUGAACAUAAAUACCAGAGAAAAGUACUCUACCGCGUACGAUAAUACUGCGAGCAUACGACCCAACACGACCGAUAUCGAUGUUACACACUAACGUAUUGUUUCAAGUAUCACACACAGUGGACAUAGAAAUAUAUUUUGUUGAAAAACAUGUGUUAACGAAAAAAAAUGUGUAAAAACUUCAGAAAGUUGUAUUGAAAACAAUUCAAAAGAGUAAUAUAACUUUGCUGUCAAUUUAGCAACAAAAAAUAACAUUGUACGAUACGUUGGAAAGAAAAGAAAAAAAUUAUGAUUGUAGUCAGUGUCAAA
Molecule: messenger RNA, 2558 nt
Organism: Hydractinia symbiolongicarpus
Lineage: Eukaryota; Metazoa; Cnidaria; Hydrozoa; Anthoathecata; Hydractiniidae
Product: DNA replication licensing factor mcm5-like
Exons: 16
Coding region: 90-2294 (734 amino acids)
Biological process (GO): DNA replication; DNA replication initiation; double-strand break repair via break-induced replication
Cellular component (GO): nucleus; MCM complex
Molecular function (GO): DNA replication origin binding; single-stranded DNA binding; ATP binding
Source: RefSeq, a predicted model, not a curated record